AUGCCAAAAUCAAAGGGCAAAGCUAGGCGUGUCAACACAAAUUUCGUAAAUGACACUUUGAAUACGACCAAAUCUGGCCUCAUUGCGCGAAAGACAGCCUGGAGGCGGUUCCAAGAUGCCCAGUCAUCAAUCCUCAAAGCUGUUUCAUCACUGAUAGAUGAGAUCAGAAACGACGUUGACCUUACUGGGAAUGACGCCUGGAAUGUUGGUCUCGAUGAGACCGCAACUGACUAUUCCUCCCUAGACAUGACUUAUGAGGAUCUUGCAGACGUAGUAGCACUGCUCCAACCAAAGCAACGAAGCAGAGGAAUUUCGUGGCGCAAUCGAAUCAAUGCAUCACAGGCACACUGGGCAGCAUUAAUACCCAGUCUGUCCGACAUUUAUCUCAAGUUCAAGACCAGCAAUCCUCAAUGUACGCCGCUUCAUUCCCGUGAACCACCUGAAGGUUCAGAUUUCGUUUAUAUCUAUGCUGUCGACAUCUUUGACAGCCGCUCAUACGAAUACAUGCCUCGGGAUCCGGGUGAGGCCUCACCGACAUUUGCCCUUCUUUGUGCUGGCUACAUCCCAGCCACUCCCAUCAAUCCAACCGUAGCGAUUUCGAUAUGCUCACUCGAACUUCUCCACUGUCUGAUGCGCACGUCACCGAGCUUCAGUAUUCAGUCAUUUACCCGACUGUUGGCCGAUUUACAUUGUGUCGUAUAUCAGCCAUACCUUCGUACACAGGUCUCGCUUGCUUUUGAGGCAUAUUAUGCUAUCAUUACAAGAGUGAACGCCUUUGUAAAGCAUGUCAUGGCGCAUGAUACGCCAGAUUAUCGCCUCAAGAACUCAUGCCCUGCAUGCCAUUACAAGCUUCACGAUGAGCCCAAGCUGUCAGAAACUAUGUUCGAGGGGAUCGCGGGAAGCGGGGCGGAGUACGGCGGUACAGGACCAAGCGACCCACUCCCCGAAUCGUGCAUUGGAUGGAAGAACUCUCGGCCAAUGGCUCAAACAACAAAGGCUGGAUCCCUCGGCGUUAUGGAUGAAACGGGCAUAUUUUUAAUUAUUUGCCGCCAUGGCAUUGUCCAGUUUGUCAUGGAUAUGGUCAAAAGCGGGGAAUUAGCAAAGUACCCAGUGGCAGCAGCAAACAAACUAAUAAGUACGUUUGGCCAUAACAUCCUCUUUGCUUACGAUGUUGGAUGCACCUUCUCCGUCACGCUUGCCCGCUCUGCUAUUGGCGAUGUGGCACAUCAGGCCAAUUUCUUGUGCUGUACCGGCUCCUUUCACGGUGUUGCCCACAGUAGGCUGUGUCAGCUCGAUCACCUCAUAGGUCUCAAAGAAGGGGUGGGCAUUGAAGAUGGGGAAGGCAAUGAACGGGCAUUCUCCUCCAGUAAUGGCGUUGCAGCGGUAACCCGGCACGCGUCUGUGCAUUACCGUCACUUCCGGAUUCACCUUCAUUUUGAGAAGUGGGACCAGGAUAAGUACGAGCGCUUGGGCAACUUCCUAUUAGGGAACCAUACCUCUGCGUGGAUGCAGAUCCGCGAAUCCAUGGGUGUCUUAGAAGCAAUGAAACACAUGCACCCAUCAUUCGAUUUCGACCGGGACUGUCCACUAUUUCUGCGAGAAGAGAAGGAGUACAUUGCAUCGCUGAGGUCUGAGCCGAAGGCUGAGCAAGCCAAAAUCAAGUACCUUGAAGCACUGGAGCGAUUAGAGAAUGCUGAGUUGGAGCUUCGGCCUCUGUUAUCAAUGCUAUCUGCAUCACCAACCUCGGAACUCGCCUACCAGGCUUCGCGUGCUCAACGCAAAGUGGAGGAUGCACGCUGCAUUGUCUCUGCACUGGAGGCAACGUCGUCUCUCACCUUGCCCUGGCUUGCAAACUCUCCUCAGCGCCAGGAAGCCAUCCAGUUGCGUAAUGAGAGAAAGUAUCAUCGCCUUCUUGAUGAUCUGGAACACCGUGCUAUCUCUCGUCAGUUUGAGUUGGAGAAAAUGGGUCUUCCAAAGACCGACUACAAAACCCGUCAACGUAUAUCACAGUUGAUCGGAAAACGGAGCAGGACGCUUCAUUCCACCCUUGAGAAGUACAAUACCGCUGCCGCAGCAAUGAUACCUCCGAAGCCAUCCCUCACUUGGGAUGACAUAACCCAUCCCGACUUCCCAAGCACAGUUGAACUAUUACGGGGUCGUGAUGAUAUUCGGAGUUGUGAAUGGGCGCAGGAGCAUUUCCGUGCAGCAACCCGUGCCUGGGCAAGCCUCCAACGUGCAAAAGAAGAACUUGUUACCAUCGGAGUUGAAACCCGCAGGAUACUGACCUCUAUGAGGGAUGAGGAGCUACAGCUCAAGGUAACUAUCGAGGCUAUGGCUGCUAGCAACCCAACCCUUGCGUCAUAUAUCUCGAUGGCUUUCAAGUGGCGUGUGGAAGCAAAUGCCCACCUCCGCAAGAAAUUAUCGCGCCUCGAGUCCCAUCCAUAUUAUCGUUCCCCAUGUGGAACUGGUACUUCUGCUCGCUCUGAGUGGGUGCCUCCAAGCAACUCCGACGAUAAUCAACAACUCAGCGUUGAACCCAAUUUGCCUUCUGGGAAUGAGACAGCUGACGGGGGAAACGGUGGCAAUGUGGAUGAUGGGCUAUCUGAGGAAGAAGGCGAAGAGCAGUCACAAUAUGCCAUUGAUAAGCUUGUCGAUCUGUUAAACAGCACUGUAAUUACAUAG
Messenger RNA from Cantharellus anzutake, 2682 nucleotides. RefSeq lists its product as uncharacterized. The transcript is spliced from 11 exons. Lineage: Eukaryota; Fungi; Basidiomycota; Agaricomycetes; Cantharellales; Hydnaceae. The record is from RefSeq and is a predicted model, not a curated record. The coding region runs from base 1 to 2682 and encodes 893 amino acids.